Zychaea mexicana is the source of this 2334-nucleotide messenger RNA. RefSeq lists its product as uncharacterized. Gene Ontology annotation, molecular function: protein binding. The coding region runs from base 119 to 2092 and encodes 657 amino acids. The transcript is spliced from 2 exons. The record is from RefSeq and is a predicted model, not a curated record. NCBI's taxonomy places the organism in Eukaryota, Fungi, Mucoromycota, Mucoromycetes, Mucorales, Lichtheimiaceae.
GUAUAAAUUUAGCACACACUACGUUUUUUACUAUUGGUCGCUUUUUUUUUUCUUUUCUCCAAGUUACUUUCCACAACACUUUCUCUAAAACAAACGCUGUUGCGAAAAACAACGGGCAAUGGGAGCAAACAGCAGCAAACAACACGCUCCUCUCACGUUCGGUUAUGUCAAUCGUUCAGAAGAAGAGGUGGCUGAUCUCCAGGGCCUUGAGGCCCGCAACGACGACGGUACUGAGCAGACUGAUCAUGUGCUCGCAAAUCCCCACUUGUACAAACUUGAAAUGGUGUGCCAAAACAACUGCGCUGCAGGCCAGCAACAACAAGAACGACGGCGAAACAGCAAACUUGGAAACUCGAGUGUGCCUGAGAGUGUCGUCGUAGCAACUAAAGUUGAUCAAGAGUGCGAAUUUUGUCGACAAAGCAAGCGUUUAUCACUUGUCCGCCGGGAUUUGGCCAAGGAUCUCGCCUACAUUGACGAGACGUACUACCCGGAUGUAAUCCACUACAGUGACAAUAGCAAUGUGCUGGAGGAUGUGCUUGACAAUGAACUUGGCGCCCAAGACGGUCAACCUGGCUGGGCAAAGCUUACCAUUGGUGAGGUUACACCAGGUCGCAACCGUCCGCACAAUAGACUGACGAACACAUCUUUGGCCAUCGAUCUCUCAGGGCGAUCAUUGAUCAAAUUGAGCCCGAGCAUUGGAUAUCUCGACUGUCUCACGAAGUUGGAUUUAUCCCAUAAUCAAAUGACCAGCUUGCCGCGCACUCUCGGCUACCUCAAAAACCUGGGGAUCCUGGAUACAUCGCACAACCAGCUGGAGUCUGUGCCCGAUACCAUCUCGUAUCUGACCAAACUGACGGCACUUAACAUCAGCCAUAACAACAUCAAGACCUUGCCGCCAUCCAUCGGUGACCUCCCCAAAUUGAUUGUGAUUACUGCCAACGAUAAUAAGCUGACACAUGUCCCUCGGGAGAUCGCCAAGCUGCGUGGUCUGAUUUCCUUGAAUGUCUCAAACAACCCGCUCCCGUCUCUACCCGCAGAAAUUGGCAGUCUUACAUCGCUUCGGAAGCUGACAGCAGAGAAUUGCGAGUUUGUCGCCGAAUUCUCACAUCGUUUGGAUCACGACCCGCCUUCUCUUUUUGAACUGUGCGCACGCGAAGCUGUGCGGAUGAAGGUACCAGUGCCUGAAUACAUGUCCGACCACAUUCAGGAGUACUUUGGCCGCGUACAGACCUGCUCCUUUUGCAGCGGUCCCUUUUUCGACUCGUUCGUUACCCGUGGCCGCUUUAUUGAACGCUCUACUCGCCAGUCUAUCGCACUGGAUUACAAGCUAUGCGCCGCUCAUUGGAAUAGUGAGGAUGACCGCUUGAUGGCGCUGUUCGCUCCACCUCCCCUCAGCACACCUCAAUCUAAUGCUACCGUCAGAAACGUUGUAAAUACCGACGGAUUGGCCGAUACACCAUCGUCGACACGCCAUAACAUCUUGAAUCGCGCCCGUGCUUACAGUGACGUCCCCAGUCGAGCUGGCUCGCCUGCACUGACGCUGUCAUCAUCUACCUCUUCUCAGCUAUCCACACGCAGCAAUUCGAGUUCAUCACUCUGUCUCGGCUCGCUCAAACGACAACCUAGCCUGCCAGCAUUGCCACCAUCUCAUUCAGCAUCGUCUACUACCUCUUCUACCACCAAUACUACCACUAUGACACGACAGCAAAAGCAACGACCCAGAGCGUCGUCAACCGCUUCAGUUACCAGGCGGUUGGCAGGCUUUUUAUCAUCUUCACCCUCGUCACUAUCCAACUCAUUCAGCAGCUCAUCACUCCGGCAGCGUCCAUGGAACGCAAGCAGUAGUCAACGAGACGUGCUGCUCGAAAGCGACGGUGAACAUCCAUUGGGCGAGCUGGCCUCUUCCAGUAUGGAUGCUGCAAUGCUAGGUGUUUCUAGCUCAAGUGGGAGUUCAACAAGUGGGCUGCGACGAGCGUUUGUGGCGAAUCAGGGCGGCAAACAAAAGCAUAUACCCGUAGACGGCGGCAUCAAUGCCGACCUACUUCAUGUUGCACCCCAUAUCACCGCUAGAGAUCGAAGUGGUACCUUUUGAAAUUUCCUUGUAGUUAUUUACCAUCGUGUCAUGUCUUUAUCUUCUUUGUUCCCUUUUCCUUUUGUCCUUUUUUAAAUAUAACGUUCUUCGUCUUUCUUCCUUCUUCCAACCGCAUUCUCAAUCAGCGUCUGCUCUCCAGUUUUCUUCGAUCCUUUGCAUGAGAGUUCUCUUUCUCCAGUAAUCAUAGACAAUUUCCAAGUGCUGUUAUCCAAGAACCACUCGCAACUGAAAACAAAAGUAAA